AUGUCGUCGUCAGAAUCCCUCGAGAUUGAUGAUACAUCGCCGCCCAGUCUGGAGGAGGUGGCCGAGAGGCUGCGUGGCCUGGCUGAACAGUACCCCGCCGGCAGGUUCGACGAAACCUUGAGAUUGGCUGAGGAAAUGUUGCGUGAAGAGCGAGCUGAAAAGGAAAAACCUCGCACCACCCAGAGCGGUCAUGCGUCUCCUUCCAGGGACGCUUCUAAGGCGUCGGGUUCGGGCGCUGGAGACUCGAAGAAGAAGUCUGCUAAGAAGGCUCACAAGGGUAAGGACGCCGACGGUUCGGCGGAUGUCGUCGACAAGAAUCUCCCCGAGAUUGAGGGUGCUCUGUCUACCCUCACCAUCAACCUCGGCUAUGGAGACAAGGCUGAUGCGUCCAUGGUCUUUUGCCCCUGGCGUAUGGUUUUUCAUUAUCCGGAGUGGUUUAUCGGCAAGGCCAAUGGCCCACGGGCUAAACCCUUCUUUGAGAAGUUUUAUGAGUAUCAGGCCUGGGACUUUUUCUACAUGUUCAGCUCUGACCCAGGUCUCUCGACCCCCGUCCUCUUCGUCCCAACCGAGCAAUUCGAGAACUUCCUCUCCAUUAUCAACGCCAAGUUGGAUAUCCAGCUCACCAUCCCUCCCGGCGAAAACGCCGCCAAGUUCUCCUACUCCUUCACGCAGGACUCCAUCCGUCCCGCCUACCUCGGCCGCGUCCACGACGCCAAGACGCGUGAGAUGAUCCGCACCGCGAACCUCCCCGAGUUCACCAACGAGUUCUUCGGCGACGCCUCCGCCGACGACAUCAAGCAGCUCAGCUGGCUCCUGCACGAGAUCCUCUCCGUCAAAUUCAAGAGGGAUAAGAAGAACCGCUCUGACGAGAAGCAGCUCAAGGCCCGUGAGCAUCGAAGGGAGGAGAUGUUCAAGUUCCAGGUCCUCCUUGGAUUUAAGCCUAAUGAUUCUACGGCUCUGCAUCAAAACUUCGAGUUCGAUGCUGACAAGGCCGCCAAGUUCCCGUUGGACCUUGGCCUUGUUCUUAUUUCGCUCGAUGUCGAGGCUCAUGAGGGUAUCGGUUCUCCUACCGAGGUUGGAAUCGCCAUCCUUGAUACUGAGAAGACCAAGGGUAUCGCUCCUGGUAAUUUGGGUGAGAAUUGGUUGUCCUUCAUUGAGUAUAAGCACUUGCGAGUUCAGGAAUUCGCCUCGCAUGUCAACUGCAAAUACGUCCACGGCUGUCCCGAUAAGUUUAACUUUGGCACGAGCGAGUUCGUCUCCCACGAAGACCUCCUCAGCACCAUCAAAGCCAUCCUCACCAAGUACACCACCUCCAACAUCCCCGAAGGCUCCGCCGCCACGAAGCGAUCCGUAGUGCUCAUCGGCCACGACUUCCAGCAGGAGGAGAAAUAUCUCAAGAAAAUCGGCUACAACCUCUACGAGGAGACUGGAAACGUGGCCCUGUGUGCCGAUUCCAAGGACCUCCAUCAGCAUCUCACCAGCGACUCGAACGGUCGUAGCCUCACCCACGUCCUCCUCGACCUGGGCAUCGACUAUUCGAACCUCCACAAUGCCGGAAAUGAUGCCGCGUAUACCCUCCGCGCUGUUAUUGCUUGCGCCAUCAAGGAUAUGCAGCAGAACCCUCCCACUGACCCUCCCGGUGUUGAGGUUGCCAAGAAGGUUGUAGUUAAGAGGGCGGGUGGGGGCUUUGUUCCUGGUGCCCCUUGGUUGGUCGAGGAGGAUGAUGAUAAGACUCCGGUUUGA
Molecule: messenger RNA, 1743 nt
Organism: Scedosporium apiospermum
Lineage: Eukaryota; Fungi; Ascomycota; Sordariomycetes; Microascales; Microascaceae
Exons: 4
Coding region: 1-1743 (580 amino acids)
Cellular component (GO): nucleus
Source: RefSeq, a predicted model, not a curated record